GGUGAUAGGUCGCCAGCUCCACCAGCUCCACCAGCUCCACCAGCUCCACCAGCUACAUCAGUUGCGUCAGUUUUAUCAUAUCUAUUUACCAAUAUCCCGAGUGGUCAAGCGAAUGUUGAUGCUCCGCCACCAACACAAACUCAUCCAAUUCCGCCAACACCACAUCCAGGGCCACUCUACUAUUUUGUCAAUAAUCUCCUAAGUGUCGAUUUCGCACGAGGCGCACCUAUGCAGGUGGGAGAAACUUCCAAUCAUACAGAUCUUCUCGGUGUUGAAGAAAAUUCAACCAAUCAUCCUUCCCAAUGUGUAAAUGCUAAAUCCUCAGGAUCUACACUUCCUUCUCUCGAUGAUAUGCACAAAGAGGCAUCAUCGAACCCCGCCGUCUCUACUCCAGGGCAUCCAGGCAAUGUCUCAUCCGACCACCUCCCUCCUGCCUCUAGUCCCAAUUCUCCAAGUCACCAACUAAAUGUCAGGAGUGCUGGUGAAGAGACUAUUUCAUCGACUGGUGAAUGUCCCACUCAAGUAUCUUCUGCUCAAAGAAGCAUAAAGCACACAGAUAAAGUGAAUCGCACAUAUACCCCUAGAGAGGCAGCUGCGCCUUUGAAUAUAUGGUUCAGUGAACACAAAAGUAACCCCUAUCCAACCCCAGAAGAGAAGGAUCGCCUUGCAGUUGAAUCAGGGAUGACUCUUUACCAGGUAAAUACAUGGUUUGCAAACAAACGUCGUUCGUUAAAGAACAAAAACAGGAUGACAUGGACGCCACCGACCAUUAAUACCACCAGUGCUGGGCUAAGAAGAGGUGAAGAAAAUGGGGGUCUGGAACGACUGCUCCCCUCUCCUGAGUGCUCAAAUAACAAUGACGAACCUGUCAAGUCCAAUGGUAUUCUUGAUUCUUAA
Messenger RNA from Rodentolepis nana, 897 nucleotides. The record is from the annotation of a GenBank genome assembly. NCBI's taxonomy places the organism in Eukaryota, Metazoa, Platyhelminthes, Cestoda, Cyclophyllidea, Hymenolepididae.